AUGAUCACAAGACCUCCGGCAAGGCCGCAGUCACUCCUGCGAGCCUUUGUCAAGCGAGCAAAUGCCACGCCGUCCUCUUUCCUAAAGCGACAGGUCCGCAGAAAACACACCGUCCCCGUGUGGGCCAACCAGACCAAACAGGACUUUUUCGCACGCCACGGCGUCCCCGGCUUCCUCAGUGCAGAGACCUACCAAGAGACCUAUGUGAAAUACACCCAACACCUGUGCGACCGGCUGAACGAGCUGGUGUUGGGCACCGCGGAUGAGUCGUCGUCGACAUACGACCUGCACGCAAAGUGCGCCCACCGCUCCGAUCGGGCGCACCUCUAUAAUCUCGCUGCCAUGGUCGAGUUCACGCGGUUCUUUUGGGAGUACCUCACCGAGAACGAAGAUCCGGCUAUUCACAAGCCAGGCCUAAACACCACGAGGAGCAUCGAGGCCAGCUUCGGCAGUGUGCAGAACCUCCGAGAAGAGAUGCUCGAGACCGCCGACGCCAUGUUCGGGAACGGAUUCGUGUGGCUGAUGAAGGGCAAGAACGUGGGCGACAUGCGUAUUCUGGCCACGUACAACGCCGGCUCCCCAUACCCCGACGCGGCACCGAGACGGGACGACAAGGACAUGGCGACCUUUGACGGCCGCAUCCUCUCCGACCAGCUCUCCGGUCGAGGUGGGCUGGGGUUGCCGAGCUUGGAAGAACGAAACAUCUCCACCGGGAAUUCGACGGCGGGCUCGUUUGGUGACUUUAGCUCUUCACGGGCGAAUCUCUACGCCGGUGCCCUGGACAUGCAGCCCAUCCUGUGCGUCAACGUGUGGGAACACCAGUGGCUGAGAGACUACGGACUCCUCGGCAAAAAGUGGUAUCUAGGCGCCUGGUGGGAUCGCAUUGAUUGGCAAAAGGUGGAAAGUCAGCACGCCCUGUACGAGACGGGCGGGGAAUGGAGUGACUACUGGUCGAGCGGCAGCAAGUCGCCGUAUGCGACCACGGGCGGGUCGAGUGUUCUGGAUGCUUUGAGGAGAUAG
Messenger RNA from Fonsecaea nubica, 1020 nucleotides. RefSeq lists its product as hypothetical. NCBI's taxonomy places the organism in Eukaryota, Fungi, Ascomycota, Eurotiomycetes, Chaetothyriales, Herpotrichiellaceae. Gene Ontology annotation, biological process: superoxide metabolic process. The record is from RefSeq and is a predicted model, not a curated record. Gene Ontology annotation, molecular function: metal ion binding; superoxide dismutase activity. The coding region runs from base 1 to 1020 and encodes 339 amino acids. The transcript is spliced from 2 exons.